AUGUUCUUGUUUGUUUGGUUGCAGGAGUUGAUGGGUGUGGAUGAGCGGGUGUUUGCGUGCAUGUACUGCGGUGCCUCCUUCCUCCACCAGAGCAAGCUGACACGGCACAUCCUAUCGCACAGCCUCGAGUCGCUCAAGUACCGCGAGCAGGCGCACCUGCAGCUGCAGGCUCAGCUGGGCCUCGAGCCCGGUAUCCACCUGCCGCCGGAGGCACACUUUACCUCUGGUGGUCCGGUUGAACCCAUGGACUUAGAAUUGGCUGCCCAUUCGGAUCCAACGUCGGGCGUCGUGCUGUGCAAGUUCUGUGGCAAAUCUUUCCCCGACGUUGGCUCACUGAUAGCCCACCUACCGGCGCACACGGGCGACAGGCCCUUCAAGUGCGAAUUCUGCGGCAAGGCCUUCAAACUCAGGCAUCACAUGAAGGAUCACUGUCGAGUACACACCGGUGAGCGGCCAUUCAGGUGCACGCUCUGCGGCAAAACAUUCUCCAGGUCGACGAUACUUAAAGCCCACGAAAAAACCCACUAUCCAAAAUACGUAAGAAAAUUCCUGUCGCCGAGUCCUGUGGAUCCAACGGAAGAGGAGGCACCUCAGCCCCCGCCGCCGCCACACCAUUGAGUUCACCGCUACCACCGACAACCGCCAAUCAUCGUCACCGCAACAGAGACCAUUACUUCAACUUCAACUUCUUUAAUUACAACAUCAACAGUAACAACAACAACAAAUACUACAGUACCACGCUCAUCCGCUCACUUCGGCCGAGCCAAACGCGACACCACCAGCAACGUCAUCAACAAGAGACAACUAACAGCUACGAACAUCAACGAGAUGGACGCCAAGUGUCGAGUUAUCGACGUCCCUACUAUCCAUCAUCACCUCCCCCAUCACCCACCUUUCCAGUCUUGUCAUUGACAAUGAAUCCUUUUGUCCAGAACCUCAUCCAAAGAUCUCACUCCCUCGAGUUCGAGUUCCCGCAUAGUUAUUAUCUAUUUUCUAAAUUUUUUUUAUUGAUUUUAUCAUUUAUUUAUAAUUUUUAAUUUACCUCCCCUCUUUAUCUUGGUGUCCCGCUCGCUAUGAAGAGACUUAAUUGUCAUCGGUGUAUUGUGUUUAAUUACAAGUCAACGUGAUGGCAGUGCCGAAGGUAUUUCUAGUUAGUCCUGUGAUUUUGAUUAGGAUUUGCGUGGUUUAAACGCGUGUUCAGGGGGAGGAACACAUUAAAUAUGAACUCCCUCGUUUAAUCAGUGCUUUAAGAGAAAAAACUUUUAGCUUAAUUACAACAUAUUAUCAUUAAUAUUAUUAUUGCUAUUAUUAUGGAUAAUAAUAUAAUCAUUUCUAUUAUUACUAUUAUUAUUAUUAUUAUUAUUAUUAUUAUUAUUAUUAUUAUUAUUAUUAUUAUUUUUUAUAUCGGUAUUAAUUAUUGAAGUAAAAUAUUACGAGGAUGACACGCGAAAAUGAGAAUUGAUAUAAAUAUAUAGUGUAGGAUAAACCAGGACGAGUUUUCUUGGGUGUUAAUUGUGCGGAUCAAUAGGAUAAUUAUAAUUUUAUAUUUUUUUUGUUGAAAUAAUAAUAAUAGUGAAAAAGAGAGGGAGAGAAAGAGAAAGAGUAAUUGAGCCGCCACGGUUGGUGCUUUUAAAAGAUUUUGAUAAAAUGCUGUGAAUAUAGUAUAUUGGUUAAUAAUAUAUAUAUGUAUGUAUAUUAUAUACAUACAUAUAUAUAUGAACUUAUAAUUAUUAAUUGUAAUAGUGUACUAAUAACGUUGUACGAGAUGUACGAUGACUGUUGUUGAUUCGAUUGAGAAUAUUUUAUACAGUUGACGAAAAUGGGGUGAUUAGAGGGGUGGAGAUGUUUCAUGCGUACGACGUAAUUUAUUAUUAUUGAGGAAGACUGAGUGAUUGGGGGUGUUUGUAACUGAAAGAAAAUUUUAUUGAUAGACGUAAGCUGAGAUCGCUGCUGAUGGAAAUGACAUUCAAGGUACAGUGACUCAAUAACACGGUACAUACAUUUAAUAUCUUCAUCAUCAUCAAUGUAUUUUAUUAUUGAUUAAUUGAGUACACGGAUGGCAGAAUAAUAAAUGCGAUGUAUGUGUAAUUAUCGGGCUGUUAUUUCACUUUAGAUAAUUUUUAGUAAGAGUGCGCUAGCAUAGUGGCUUUUAAAUUAAAUAAAUUUUUCAAUUUUUAAAUUAAUUUUUCGAUUAACGACAAUAAGUCAUACACUAUAAAAAAAACCGGGCUAAGUCCAGGCGGUGUAGGUGUUCAAAUUUUCGGUGUUAAAUUUCGACCCCGAACGUUGUGUUAAAAUAACACCGCCACCGGUGUAAAUAUUCUUUACUAGUGUUAAAAAAAUUUCUCGGUGUUAAAAUAUUUAACUUUGUGAAAAUUUUUGCUUCUCGAACACUAUAGUUAAGACAGUGUUUUUAUUAAUUAAUUAAAUUAGUAGUAAUUGAGAUGGUGGGGGUAAAAUCGUGCAAUGUUUAAAUAACUUACAAAUAACAUAAAUAAGUACGUAGCAAAAUUGAAAUUUCCUCCAGAUAAUAUUCAUUUAAUUUUUAUAUUUUUUUUCUAAUUUCUAUUCGUGGAAUUUUUUACACCGAUUUGACACCGGUAUUUUAACACCGCCAAAUUACACCGCCUACGACGGUGUUAUUUAAUUUUAACACCGCUCAUUUUACAGUGUAUUUAUGAAAUUCGUCAGACAAAAAAUCUUUUAAAAUUCAUAGUUGCACUGAAAAAAAAAAAGUCGAAAGUUCAAUUAAUUUUAAAUCAACAUUAAAAUUUUUUAUUUUCAUUAAAAAUAAAAGAAUUUCAAUUUCUGAAAUUAAGUAGAUAAGAAAGAAAUUUGAAAAAUGAAAAUUCUAAAAUAAAAUUCAUUUAAAUAAUAUUUUUUUGUGACAGAUACUUGAAAUCUACGACAUUUAGCGCCUAUAGCCGGCAGCUAAAAAUAUUAGAUAAGAUACAGCUGGUAAAAAAGAUACCUAAUCGUUCUAAAAGUGACGUCAUCGUUGGAUCAAAAAAUAUUUUUUGGUUACAUGUGCGAUAGCAAACGACCAAAAAAUAUCGAAGUAACUGAACGAGCCAUCUUGUGACAAAGUUUAUCAUCAUUUUAAUUCGUCCACUUACCGACUUUUCUCUAAUUUUCAAAAAAUACUCAAAACAAUCUUACCAAAUAAAUAAACGCGGAUUUAUAACCUGCCAUUUAUAGACACUAAAUGUAGUAAAUUUCAAAUAUCUGUCACAAAAACUAAUGUAUUUAUCUAAUACAAUCGAGUCUCAGACGCUCGCCUUCGGCUCGGGCACCAAUCUUCACACUCGCGUCUUAAGCACGAUCGCACUCGAUAGAUAAACUACUAUUAUAAAAUAAUAAAUAUUCCAUUGUUUUAAUCAAUGAAUUUAAAAAUAAAGUUAUAAAAAAAGAUUUCUAACUGACGAAACUUUUUAAUAAUUUAAUCCAUAAAUUCAUAACGGACUAUACAUUCAGAUCCCAAUAAUAGCGCGGAAAAUUAAAGACUAAAAAGGGAAAAAGAAAAAAAUAGAACAAACGCGAAUCACUAAUUUACUCCAAGCAUAGAUCUAUAAAUAUAUGCAUCAAGUAUACAAAUAUAUAUAUCAGAGAGUAUUUGUAGAUGUGUAAAGACCAAAUCGAAGCACUCCGUCGAUGCGGUAGUCUUUGAGACAGUGCAAUAAUAACUACAAACGUAGAUCUAUUAUCAUUUCUCUUCUUAGUCUUAUUUUGUUGUUUCAUAAACUAUAACACUACGUGUCGUGAAUUUUAAAUUAGUUAUAUUAUCAGACAUUGUACUAAAAUAAUUGUUACAUAGAGCGCACUCGGUGAUAUUGAUUCUCUGCUAUUAACACCACUUAUAUAAAUUUUAUUUCCUCUAUUUAAUAUUUAUUUCUUUCAUCACUGUGUAUAUACACAUAACAACGUAUUGUACAUGAGUAAAACCGAGAAAAUAAUUACGAAUUUAUUGACGGGUUGUUUUUUAUUAAACUAUUGAAAGGAAUGAUUAUGAUAAGUAUAAUUUACAUAGUUUUACGCACUAGAAAUAUUUAUUUUGUUUAAUUAUAAUUUUCUAAGUAAUAUCUGCAAGACAGUAUUCGAAAAUUGUUAAUUUCUAAUUGCGCUAAUAGAUAGUAGGCUAGAAAAAAAUUUAAUUUCAUUAUAAAUAAAUGAAUUAUAAUAAAUUUUAGAACCAAUAAAUUUAAAUAAAAAUAUUAAGUCGUGAUCUAAUUAAUUCAGUUUCCAUUUUUAAUGAGACUGAUUAACAUUUUUUGUACACGUUUAAUAAUUUUUAUCAUCAAAGUAUACGAUUAAAUUGAUUAGUAAAAAAAAAUUU
Microplitis demolitor is the source of this 4333-nucleotide messenger RNA. Its product is annotated as zinc finger protein 26-like. NCBI's taxonomy places the organism in Eukaryota, Metazoa, Arthropoda, Insecta, Hymenoptera, Braconidae. The record is from RefSeq and is a predicted model, not a curated record. Gene Ontology annotation, cellular component: nucleus. Gene Ontology annotation, biological process: regulation of transcription by RNA polymerase II. The coding region runs from base 1 to 618 and encodes 205 amino acids. Gene Ontology annotation, molecular function: DNA-binding transcription factor activity, RNA polymerase II-specific; sequence-specific DNA binding. The transcript has a single exon.